Raphanus sativus (radish) is the source of this 2632-nucleotide messenger RNA. RefSeq lists its product as uncharacterized. The transcript has 4 exons. NCBI's taxonomy places the organism in Eukaryota, Viridiplantae, Streptophyta, Magnoliopsida, Brassicales, Brassicaceae. Bases 1018 to 2526 code for a protein of 502 amino acids. The record is from RefSeq and is a predicted model, not a curated record.
UUUAUAUCAAAACCAUUCCAUCGAUCCUAAUAUGUUAAAAUAGCUUUACCACACUCCUAAAAUCUAUAUAUAUAUCUCUCCAUAUUGGUUAGAGAAUAUGGACGAUGAGUAAUGGUAUAAAAAUAUCAGAAUAAGCUGUGGUCCAUCAAUUCCAGAUGGCAAAGCUAAUCUCGCUACUUUGAGAAUCUAAAGAAAGUAAUGUCUUGUGUACCAAGAAACUCUGUCAUAUACCUACUCUGUUUUCCUCCUCUGUUUUCUUGAUUUCUUCGGUAACAAUCUCUUCGAUAUUAUCUUCCUUCUCUCUCUUUUCACUUCUUGUUUCGUAAAGACGAGUUCUCUAGCUGAAUUUGCUUCUACGUGUUGUUAAAAAGAAACAGAAAAUGCUUCUACAUGUUGCUAGAAUAAGACAAUAAUUUUUUUUAAUUUUUUAUUAAUUAAAACGGUAAAGCUUCACCUAAUAAUAGUGAUCACAUGAUUCACAAACUGUUAUCUUACAAGUGGAGGAUUUAUCGGGAAGUUCUUAAUUCGGUCUGACUCCUAAACUUGGUAACUUUUGUGUUAACGUAUGCUGUUAGUAAAGACUAAUUCACAAGAUUCUAUAGAUAACUUGAGAAACCUCAACGUAAGAUAUACAUUCCACUUAACGUAUUACCAACCUCUUUUGCAGCCUUGUGGAUAACAACAACAGGUCUCUUCAAGCGUAAAGAGUGACGGAAGUACUUUUUUCUUAAAACAUAUAAUUCUCCAAAAAUGGAUAAAACAGGAAAAAAACUUACAAAUUAGGGUUAACCUCUAUUUUUAGUUGGUUGAAUAAUAUACAGAUUUGUUGACAACAGAAAAUAAAAUAGAUAAAUUAUAUGUUUUAAAUAGAUAAAUACAAUUUGUUGACAACAGAAAAGAAAAUCUAAAAACUGUAUUUGUUACCCAUUAAGGGCAGCCAUGGAUUUGCCUCUGCUUAUAUAUACAAUAUCUUCUGAAGCUAACUAAAAUAGAAUAAGAAAAUUUCCAGCUCUGCCAAUGGAGAAGAGUGCCAAUGGAUCAGUCAGACUCAUCAAGAGACUUAUGAUUAUACUUUCAUGUCUUUCAUUUUCGUUCGUUCGAUCAGACUGUAUAACAACGAAUAUUCAAUAUGCAUCGGCUUUGGGAGAUCCGGGGAUGAGAAAUGACAGCUUAAGGGUAGCUAUAGAAUCAUGGAACCAAUGCAACGAGGUUGGUGAAGAAGCUAAGAACAUGGGAAGCCCUCGAAUGGCAGAUUGCUUUGAUCUUGAUUACUCUAGCUUUCCCGCGAAGAUAAACCACAAAGUUGACGAAGUAGACAACAGACUCGGUGUACAAAACGGAACAUACGGAGGCAUAAACGCCGGAGAAAGUGCAGACAUCUACGCUGCUCAAAAGGAGAUAUACUUGGGAAACAAAUGCCAAGUCAUGGACGACCCGAACCCAUGGCAGUUUUGGAUGAUAAUGCUAAAGAACGGUAACACGGAUACGUUAGCUGCGAUUUGUCCGGAAAACGGUAAAAAGGCGAAACCUUUUCCUCCGACGGGAAGGUUUCCAUGUUUCGGGAAAGGAUGCAUGAAUAUGCCAUCGAUGCAUCACAAGUACACGAGGUUUGUGGAUCAAGAAGGGCUUAUGAGUGGGAGUUUUUACGGGACUUGGGAUUUGGAUACUGACCAAGGAGAUGAUUCGGUGGUUGGUAAUAACUCGUAUUAUAAGGUGAAAUGGGAGAAGAAGGUUGGUGGUAACGAGAGUUGGGUGUUUCAUCAUUUGUUGAAGACUUCUUCUAAGUACCCAUGGUUGAUGCUUUAUCUACGAGCUGACGCUUCUCGUGGCUUCUCUGGUGGGUAUCAUUACGAUACUAGAGGAAUGAUGAAGAUGACGCUGAAAUCGCCGGACUUCAAGGUUAGAUUCAAGCUAGAGAUUCUAAAAGGUGGCGGUUCAGGUAGCCAGUUCUAUCUAAUGGACAUGGGAAGUUGCUGGAAAAACGACGGUAGCGAAUGCGACGGUGACGUCACGAGCGACGUAACUAGGUACAGCGAGAUGAUAAUCAACCCUCAGUCAACCGCAGUUUGCAGCCCCAACCGUCUAAACGCUUGUCCACCGGAACACGCGUUUCUAAACGGGACUAAAGUUCACAGGACGGACAAGGAGAGGUUCCCUUACGAAGCGUAUCACUAUUACUGCGUUCCUGGGAACGCGCGUUUCGCGGAAGCUCCUUACGAUGUCUGCGAUCCGUAUAGUAAUCCACAGCCGCAGGAGAUUCUGCAGAUAUUGCCUCAUCCAGUGUGGGGAGAGUUUGGGUAUCCGACAAAGAAAGGACAAGGUUGGAUUGGAGAUCCAAGAACUUGGGAACUUGAUGUCGGAAAACUCUCUCAGUCACUUCACUUUUACCAGGAUCCAGGGACGGAGCCGGUGAAAAGACACUGGUCGUCAAUAGAUUUAGGAACUGAAAUAUAUAUGAGCAAGAAUCAAAUUGCAGAAUGGACUGUAUCUGAUUUCGACAUUAUUAUUCCAAAGACCGAUGUUUAAGUGGAAAAAUGUAUAUAUCUUCUUUAAAAUUGCUGAUAUAAGAUAUGUCAAUUAACUCGUGAUAUUAUCAUCGAAUUGAGAAAAGGAGAUGUUUAAGGCUUUCAAA